Oryza sativa Japonica Group (Japanese rice) is the source of this 2109-nucleotide messenger RNA. Lineage: Eukaryota; Viridiplantae; Streptophyta; Magnoliopsida; Poales; Poaceae. The record is from RefSeq and is a predicted model, not a curated record.
UAGCUGCCUGCCUGCGUCGUCAUCACUGCUGGCUGAUGCGCAGUGCGGCUAGCAUAGCUGGUUCGGUUACAUGCACGCCAUGCAUGCGUGCAUUAAUCAGCAGCAGAAAAGCUUGCGUCCCCCAACUCAUCGAUCCCCACUCCACACAUCUCCCUUCCAUCGAUCGAUAGAUCAGCUAAUCCCUCGCAUAAAUCCUCGAUCCGGCCGGCCGGCGGCUUAAUUCCUAGGUUUUCCUCCUCUUCAGUUCUUCCUCAUCUAGUCCGUCCGUCCGUUGUCUUCUUCCAAGAUCCCAGACGAUGCAAGCCUCAUCGGCGGCGGCGGCGGCGGCGUGCUCGGCUAUCAAGCCGGCGGCGCAUCAGCACACCGUGCAAGUCCAGGAAGAUAAGAGGGGAUCGGAAUUCAGGGCUCGGUUUGGAACGAGGAAACUGUCCUGGGGAGGUAAAUUGUCGGUGGAAAAUUCUGCUCUACACCAGUGUCAAAGUCUCACAAGAAGCAUAAGGAGGCAAAAAAGACAACAUUCUCCAGUCCUCCAAGUGAGAUGCUAUGCCAUUGCUGGUGAUCAGCACGAAUCCAUCGCCACUGAGUUUGAAGAAAUUUGCAAAGAAGUUCCCCAGAAACUGGGAGCUUUUUAUCGGUUUUGCCGACCCCACACAAUUUUUGGCACUAUAAUAGGAAUCACUUCAGUUUCUCUCCUGCCAAUGAGGAGCCUAGAUGAUUUUACUAUGAAAGCAUUAUGGGGAUUUCUUGAGGCUUUAUCCUCUUCUUUAUGUAUGAAUAUCUAUGUUGUAGGCCUGAAUCAACUAUAUGACAUCCAGAUUGAUAAGGUCAAUAAGCCCAGCCUUCCGUUGGCGUCAGGAGAAUUUUCAGUGGCAACUGGAGCAGUGUUAGUACUCACGUCCUUGAUCAUGAGCAUUGCCAUUGGAAUCAGAUCCAAAUCAGCUCCUUUGUUAUGUGCUUUGUUUAUCAGUUUCUUUCUUGGAAGUGCAUACUCUGUUGAUGCUCCGUUACUCCGGUGGAAAAGGAACGCGUUUCUCGCUGCAUCUUGUAUACUAUUUGUAAGAGCUGUCUUAGUUCAGCUAGCUUUCUUUGCACAUAUGCAGCAACAUGUUCUGAAGAGGCCCUUGGCACCAACAAAGUCGGUGGUUUUCGCAACAUUAUUCAUGUGUUGCUUUUCUUCAGUUAUAGCUUUAUUCAAGGAUAUUCCAGAUAUUGAUGGUGACAGACAUUUUGGCGUCGAAUCCCUGAGCGUACGUUUGGGUCCAGAAAGAGUGUAUUGGCUCUGCAUAAACAUACUAUUAACAGCAUAUGGGGCUGCCAUUUUGGCUGGAGCAUCAUCUACAAAUCUAUGUCAAAUGAUUAUCACCGUUUUCGGCCAUGGCCUGCUUGCCUUUGCACUUUGGCAGAGAGCACAGCACUGUGACGUUGAAAACAAGGCGUGGAUCACAUCAUUUUACAUGUUCAUUUGGAAGUUGUUCUACGCUGAGUAUUUCCUUAUACCAUUUGUGCAGUGAGCACUAUAUACACAAGGGCAAGAAAUUUUUGACCAUGCACAUGAGCAAUUAUAUGAAACUUGCUACUGUGAUGGCAGUCUGUAUCCAAUGCUUUGGAGUGUGCUGCAAUAUAUGCAAAUGUGGAUAAAGGCAAUUAGGAGCAUACAGUUUAGAGCAUAUACUGUACCUAUGUAGCUGCUGACCUUUGAGUAACUGUUGUUUGGAGAAGCCAUCUCGUAUCAUUGGGUUUUUUUUCUUUGUUGGGCUAUCUGGCUGGUGAGCUGCAUGUCAAAGAGGAAGAAAUACUGACGGUGGGUGAUUUGAAAUGCUUCCCAGUAUUCAUGUGUCAAAAGAUAUCACAAUGGCAAAUUGUCAAGCCUGAGGGAGGUGGCUCAAGAGAUACUACUCCAUCCCAAAAUAUAGGGUGUGUUUAGUUCACGCUAAAAUUGAAAGUUUGAUUGAAAUUAGAAUGAUGUGAUGAAAAAGUUAGAAGUUUAUGUGUGUAGGAAAGUUUUGAUGUGAUGAAAAAGUUGGAAGUUUGAAGAAAAAGUUGGGAAUUAAACCAGGCCAUACUUUUGUAGUUUUUUAACAAAUAUUAAGGAAAGUGGUAAUGGGGGAA